AUGACUGGUUACUUUGAUCUGAUCCUAAUCAUGACCUUCGAAGCGGCCCGACCCGUCAUCCUGACCGGUGUGAUGCCCAAGACAUGUCCGGGGUGGCAAUGUGGGUGCAGUGCUGCCUGGACGACAGGGUAUAAGGGUUGCGCGUCUCCUACCUCGAUGUUACUGGCUCUUGUCAAGGGUGGCAUUGUGGCACAUUCUGUCACACAAUGCCGUCUUUCUGAUGGCGGAUGUCAUUGGCCGUUUCCUGGUUCCGUUGGUGCAUACAAUGCGCAACGGGUUCACUCACGCACAGCGUGCGGCGUCAGCCAGCCCCAGGUUGCGAUGUCACAUGAGGUGCAACACGGAAGCCUCCUGGCCACUCCCUUGGAGGAAUUCAGCCAAGCUGGCGGUUCAGCUGCAUGGGAUGGCAUUUCAACCCCCACACCGAGAAGCUUGGCCGUGAAGCCGAGCCUGAAGGAAGCGCAUGGUCAAAUUCGUCACCCAACCAAGCGGCGGACCCCUUUUCUAAACGAGUCGAGGGCCAGCAGCUUCCAGUAA
Molecule: messenger RNA, 537 nt
Organism: Cordyceps militaris CM01
Lineage: Eukaryota; Fungi; Ascomycota; Sordariomycetes; Hypocreales; Cordycipitaceae
Exons: 1
Coding region: 1-537 (178 amino acids)
Source: RefSeq, a predicted model, not a curated record